This is a messenger RNA of Suhomyces tanzawaensis NRRL Y-17324, 1740 nucleotides long. RefSeq names its product sterol acyltransferase (gene ARE2). The coding region runs from base 1 to 1740 and encodes 579 amino acids. Gene Ontology annotation, molecular function: ergosterol O-acyltransferase activity. Lineage: Eukaryota; Fungi; Ascomycota; Pichiomycetes; Serinales; Debaryomycetaceae. Gene Ontology annotation, biological process: ergosterol metabolic process. The transcript has a single exon. Gene Ontology annotation, cellular component: endoplasmic reticulum membrane. The record is from RefSeq and is a predicted model, not a curated record.
AUGCCCAGGCGAACCAACACCGAGGACAAACUCAACAUCCUCCAAGACCGCAACGAUGGCAAGAGACGGUCUCUUAUCAUCAGCGACGAGUUCGACGACUCCACAAGCUCAGCGUCCAUCUCGGACUCCGACACUCUGCACUUGGAUGACAAGCACGCAGCCAUCGUGUUGGAGUCCACCAGCCAAUCCCAGAUAACUCGUGCCUUCCACGAUUUGAACAGGGCCGCCUCCUACAGACUAAGGAAGCGCAAACCCAAGAAGGACGUAGCCGUGGAUGAAGCCCCAGACAACAACCAUAAGUCCGCCAAAGACAAGUUCGUGUCCCGCUUCGGAGACAUCAAGUUCUAUGCCGUUUCCAGCACCAUCUUCGAUACCGUUCAAUUCAAGGAAUCCGAUGUCUACGGCGUCUACGUGCUCUUCUGGCUUGGAAUUGGUUUCUUCAUCUUCAGCAGUCUUGUCCAUUAUUACCUUGAGAAUAAGCAAUCCAAGGUCAUCUGGGAAUGGCCUAUUGUGCAGAUUCUACGCAAGGAUAUCGUUAAGGUUGCCUUCACCGACUUGGCCAUGUACCUCUCAACAUAUUUCGUUUACCUCCUUCAAAAGGUUAUCAAAUUAGGUUGGUUCACUUGGCAUUCCACGGGUUGGAUUGUCCAGUCUGUGUAUUGUGGAGCAUUUUUCGUCUUUUGGCUAUACUUUGCUUCGACAAACUGGAUGGACUUCCCUUGGAUUGCGAAGGUUUUCUUGGUGCUUCAUAGCUUGGUUUUCGUUAUGAAAAUGCACUCGUAUGGAUUCUACAACGGAUACUUGUGGAAAAUUAACCUAGAAUUGUUGUACAGUACUUCCUAUCAUACCAGGUUGUCUAAUGGAAAAGCCAAACUUCCUGAAGGUUUUGACGAAGAGAAGACCUUGCACUUGUUAAAAGAAAGUAUUGCAUUUUGCAAGUUUGAGUUGGACUCCCAGGCAUAUACAACUACGAUUUCUGAGGAAGGUGUUGAGUAUAAGCCUAAGAAGGUGGUUGAAUUUCCACAGAAUAUUACCCUUUUCAACUUUUUUGAGUUUUCCAUGUUUCCAACCGUGGUCUACACGUUGAAUUUUCCACGUACUCCCCGUAUCAGAUGGUUUUAUGUGUUUGAAAAGGUUUGUGGUAUUUUUGGAAUAUUGUUUUUGAUGAUCACUGUGGCACAGAAAUGGAUGUAUCCCUUGGUUCAUGAGUGUUAUGCUGCUAGGAACCUCCAGGGCUCUGAAAAGUUCUUGAAGUAUGUUUUGAUUUCGUUGGAUAUUAUUCCUGCCUUUCUACUCGAAUAUCUUUUGACGUUCUUCAUGAUUUGGGAUGUGAUUUUGAACUCCAUUGCCGAACUCACCAGGUUCUCGGAUCGUGAUUUCUAUGGUCCUUGGUGGUCAUGUACAGAUUGGUCCGAGUUCAGCAGGAUCUGGAACGUGCCAGUUUACAAAUUCUUGUUACGUCAUGUUUACCAUUCCUCAAUCAGUGCACUUCAUUUGCACAGGGGGCUGGCAGCUGUAGUAACAUUCAUGAUUUCCUCAAUUGUUCACGAGCUUGUGAUGUACGUCAUUUUUGGAAACUUCAGGGGCUACUUGUUGUUUUUGCAGAUGAGCCAAGUUCCUAUGAUUAUGCUUGCCAGAACUAAGCUUUUGCGCAACAGAAAGAUUUUGGGUAAUGUUAUCUGUUGGUUUGGUUUUAUUACUGCCCCCAGUGUGAUAUGUACCUCAUACUUGAUGUAUUGA